UGUGGCUGGGCGCUGGAGAAGGUCCGUUCCGUUCGCGCGCGCGCACGCACGCACUGGUAGCACGAGACUGCUGUGUGCGCGCGCGGCUGUUUGACUGCGAGGGAGAGGCGCGUACAGUCGCCUGUAGUAGAGGGGAAGGGAACUUUCUUCGCAAGGACUUUUUAAAAACAAAAUUUAAAGUUUCGACGACUUUAUUAUUUUAUGCCAAUUUCGUGAGGAGGACUUCGAGGGACGGGGUUACCGCGGCGUGGCAAAGAAAGAAAAAGAAGGAACAACACGUCACGAUUGACUUGGAGACCUAUGUCACUAUGUGUCCUGCGACGGCCAUGAACUUGGAACACAUGGAUAUAUGUGCAUCUUGACACAACCUACUGUGCUCACUGUUGGCAAGAUCAGCUGCGUUGUCUUGGAAGCUACAUCUGGACCCAGUAGGGUGGUUUGGCCUCAUCGGCACAUCCAUCUCCCUGCACAUCCCCACUUCGUCUUCCUGGCAAGUGUCCCAUCAGUCCACCAGGAUGCCUAUCCUCAAGCAGUUGGUGUCAGGCUCGUCCCAGUCGAAGCGACGCUCACGGGCUGACCUGACGGCAGAGAUGAUCAGCGCCCCACUGGGUGACUUCCGUCACACCAUGCACGUGGGGCGAGGCGGCGAUGCCUUUGGAGACACCUCCUUCCUCAGCACCCGUUCUGGAGAACCUGCCCGGGACGGAGGGUCACAUCCCAGCUCCCCCGGGUCCAAGCCGAGCCUGUUCCGCACAUUCCGUAGCAGCAAGCGCUCACAGUCUGUCACCCGGGCAGACAAGCAGGAGCCGGAGCCCCUGGCUACCAGCGAUGGGCCCACCUUUGUGAAGAAUGCUGUGUCCCUGCCUCACCUUGGUGAUGAGGGUGGCGAGAGGGGCGGUCGGGUGCCCAAGAGCCUGUCAUCCAGCCCGCUGAAGAAGCUUCCGGAGGCUGAGGGGCGGCCUGCCAAUGGGGCGGCAGGAGCGCUGGAGCUGGAGGAGCGAAACUUUGGUGAGCUCACAGACCUGCCUCCCGCCACCGGUGUUGCUCGCGGAGGUGGAGGAAUGAAGCAUGCAGAGUCCAUCAUGUCCUUCCACGUGGACCUGGGCCCAUCUAUGCUGGGGGACAUCUUGAGCGUGAUGGAGAAGAAGGCCUGGGAUGAAGAUGACCUUGGCUACGAGGAAGGCAAGAGCAGCGAGAGCUGUGCUUCUCCACCCUUUGGUCAUCAGGCAGAUGCUGACAAUGAUAACGAAGAGCUGGAGUUUCCACAGACUCCCAUCCGCCCACCUCGUGCAAAAGAUGCGCAGAACCACGAUCUGAGUCCCUAUACUCCCGAGACCAGAACCAGGCACCACCAGCAUCUGGACAGCUGCUCUGUCUCAAGCUCUGGCUCUGCCACCCUGGAAGAGAAACUGCCCGGCCAGCCACAGGUGGGCGACACGGACAGCAGCACUAAGUUCAGCUCACCGCGGGAAGACGACAAGGACUUCUCCUUCAUGGAUGAAGACGAGGAUGAAAUUCGAGUAUAAAAGAGGGUGGAAGACAAAACGUUGCAUUCUUUGCCCCCCCCCCCCCUUUUUUUUUUUUUUUAAAUGGCAAAGUUGAGCUAGUUAGGAUGGAAAAGAGGAGGCUGGAAGUCUAGUGUAGAGUGAUGGAACUGAGCUUAACCUCCAGUCCAUCAGCACCUUAGGGAACUUGUCCUCAUAUGUAGGAACACACUUUCUUCACAGUUUGUCAGCAGCAGUCAGAAUACAGUGACGAGUUCAGUGGGCCUCAUUUCGGGCAGCAUUAAACUGUGUGUCUUCCAUCAACGGGCAGAAUGAAGUGGAGGGAUAUGUGGCGCAAGGUGUUGGGGUGCACGCAUUGAUAUGACCUUGCUUUCUCCAUGUUGGGCUGUUACUGAGACUGGGAAGACCGUUGGGUUCAUCUAGACGCCGACUGUUUGAUCUGUCCAAGGCCAGGAUGGUUUGAGGAACAGCAGUGUAGAUGUGGCUUUUCCUCUAACUGGACAUGGACUCAAACUGGCCUCAUGAGCUUAGCCUCAGUUCAAGAGGCCCUGUUCUUGCUUCUGCCCUGGAUUACAGCGGCACUUCACCUCCAUGCCUUCAUUGGUCGUUCCGUGACUGGAACUCCAAGCAGUAAUGAACGAGAGUGGUCACGUUGGUCAAAGGCUCUGCAGAGACCACCACGGCUCGGACUCAUGGGAGCAGGGGCAGAGGAUGAAGGUCAGACUGAACGAGAGACAGGCCACCGGUCUGAGUUGAUUGAACACGAGUGAUCCAUAUAUGCCAGGGUCCUACGGACUCCAGCUGCCAACAUCUGUCCUUUGCCUUUCUACAUAAAUAAGGUCAUUUUAAUGUUGAUAAAUGUAUGUGUUAUUUGGUUAACAGUGGGAUCUUUGAAAGCAUUAACCUUGUCAAGAGUUCUCUUUUCUUCCAUUUGUCCAGUAGAACCUGAUGAGCAAUACUGAACAUGUACUGCAUUGUGAGAGAUGGUGUCCUUGGCCAGUUGUGGCUGGAUUGUCGUUAAGCAGCCAGUUACUACAUUCAAAGGGACCUAAGACUGAGCGAAGGCUGUAUGGAUUGUAAAAAUUUUUUUGUGGUUUUUUUCCUUUUUCCCCCCUGUUCUCCUUAUCUGCGGUACUUAAGACUGGUGUCUCCAGGCUCUCUUACAAGGGUUUUGGUUGUGUAUGAGGUAAAGCUGGGGACCGCUACCAAUACACUACACUGCCGACCAGCCGCUCCUUUCUGGGCUCGAACCUUGCCUGCCGUCAUCGACGUAGUGCUGGCGCUCUUCUCUAACACCCUAAAACACUAAUCUUUUGUACAACAUGUGUAGUUUAAUUUUCAGUAUCUUGUUGACUGACUCUUAAACGUGGCAUAUUUAGGAGCUCGAGAGGAGAUGUAUCUGUGGGUUGUAACGCAAGUUAAAGUGUGCAACUCGCAGCAUAGGUUUUAGUGCACAGAAUCACAGGUUUUGCUGGGCUUUUCUGUGGCGGGGGAUGCUGGGAAGGCUGACCUCUUGAUCACAGAGAGUGGAGGACUGGCACGUUUGAAGAGGGAAAGAGCCAAGUGGGAGGGCGAUGAGCGAUGCCAAAGUGAGAAUACCACCAGUAAAGGGUGCUGUCCCUCUUAAAGCCCCCUUGUGACAGCACUAAAGCUUUAGGAAGUAUGUGUCAGUGCCACCCCACUGACCACCACACCCAAACUAUUAAUAAAGCGCACUAAAAGUGGGGAGUACCAGCGAGGAGAGCAAGCAGGUGCCCCCUGUAGCUGUCCUCUGGAAAUGGUGCUCUGAGAAAUCAAGGUGCCAAAUCUUUAUGUGCUGCUGCUGCUGCCCCCCUGAAGUGAUCUUAUGGU
This is a messenger RNA of Scleropages formosus (Asian bonytongue), 3356 nucleotides long. RefSeq names its product CDC42 effector protein (Rho GTPase binding) 4b (gene cdc42ep4b). Bases 516 to 1526 code for a protein of 336 amino acids. Gene Ontology annotation, cellular component: plasma membrane; cytoplasm; cytoskeleton. Gene Ontology annotation, biological process: positive regulation of actin filament polymerization; Rho protein signal transduction; regulation of cell shape. Gene Ontology annotation, molecular function: small GTPase binding. NCBI's taxonomy places the organism in Eukaryota, Metazoa, Chordata, Actinopteri, Osteoglossiformes, Osteoglossidae. The record is from RefSeq and is a predicted model, not a curated record. The transcript is spliced from 2 exons.